GGACCAACCAAGCAUUUAACUCUUUUUCUCCGGUAGAAAUGAAAUAGAUGUAUGUUUUGGUUUCUUCUUCCUCCUACUUAACCUAACAGUUGAAGAAGUCGUGUUGUUUAGAUCCGCAGCGCUGCUAUCUACUCCUUCCAGAUCAGAAAUGGGUUCAGAGGCCAAACUUCUUUCACUCCACGAGGUUUCAAAGCACGAUAACAAGAAUGAUUGUUGGCUUAUUAUUUCAGGGAAGGUGUACGAUAUUACACCAUUUCUGGAUGAUCAUCCAGGAGGUGAUGAAGUCCUGCUGUUAGCCACUAAGAAAGAUGCUACAGAGGAUUUUGAAGAUGUGGGCCACAGUCAGAAUGCAAGAAACAUGCUGGCAGAUUACUAUGUAGGUGACAUUGAUAUCAACUCUAUGCCCCAAAAAGGUAAGCAGCCGCCUACAGGUGCUUCUGGAGCAGCUUCUUCUGGGGGGAGCUCAAUACUCAUGUUUGUUCUACCCUUACUGAUGUUGGUGUUGGCGUAUGGUCUCUAUUAUUAUGCCAAUCAUGCUUCAGUUUGAGUGAGUGAGUGGAUGGUAGGUAUUAAAAACUACCAUGUUAUUAUGUAUGGAUGGUUAAAUUAUACUUUGAUCAUGAACAAGGUUUUGUUGUGUUUGAGUUGUCUGAAGAACCUAAUUGCAUUAUUAUGUUUUGCUACUCAGUUUUGAGCUUUAUGAAUUCGAGUUCACAUAAAAA
Helianthus annuus (common sunflower) is the source of this 722-nucleotide messenger RNA. Its product is annotated as cytochrome B5. Gene Ontology annotation, cellular component: membrane; intracellular membrane-bounded organelle. Bases 149 to 547 code for a protein of 132 amino acids. The record is from RefSeq and is a predicted model, not a curated record. Lineage: Eukaryota; Viridiplantae; Streptophyta; Magnoliopsida; Asterales; Asteraceae. The transcript has 4 exons. Gene Ontology annotation, molecular function: heme binding.